This is a messenger RNA of Penicillium cinerascens, 1902 nucleotides long. It is a transcript of the gene spb4, whose product is annotated as ATP-dependent RNA helicase SPB4. Lineage: Eukaryota; Fungi; Ascomycota; Eurotiomycetes; Eurotiales; Aspergillaceae. Gene Ontology annotation, molecular function: nucleic acid binding; ATP binding; RNA helicase activity. Bases 1 to 1902 code for a protein of 633 amino acids. The transcript has 3 exons. The record is from RefSeq and is a predicted model, not a curated record. Gene Ontology annotation, cellular component: nucleolus.
AUGGCGCCCAAGCCGUCUUCGUCCUCCCGGGCGUGGGAUGGUCUCACGCCACCGCUAUCGCAAUGGACUCUCGAUGCCGUAGCCUCUAUGGGCUUCACGCGCAUGACCCCAGUUCAGGCCUCCGCCAUCCCUCUGUUUAUGGCGCAUAAGGAUGUGGUCGUCGAGGCCGUAACAGGUAGUGGAAAAACUCUGUCAUUCUUGGUUCCCGUGGUGGAGAAGCUUUUGCGCCUUGAUGAACCCAUCAAGAAGCAUCAUAUCGGAGCUAUCAUUAUCUCUCCGACAAGAGAGCUUGCGUCCCAGAUAUACCAGGUCCUCUUGUCAUUACUGGAAUUCCACCCUGCGUCGGCCGCGGCCAUCCACCCUCCCGAAGGCGAUGCGCCUCGUCCCAAAUCUUCGUCCUCGGUCUUGAAAGUGGUCCCACAACUCCUUUUGGGCGGCACGACGUCCCCGGCGGAGGACCUUAGCUCUUUCCUGAAGCGCUCGCCUAAUGUGCUGGUUUCGACACCUGGAAGGUUGUUGGAGCUUCUUUCGUCACCUCAUGUCCACUGCCCGCAAUCAUCCUUCGAAAUGCUUGUUCUGGACGAGGCCGAUAGACUUCUUGAUCUCGGUUUCAAGGAGGACCUUCAAAAUAUUCUGCGCCAUCUCCCUAAGCAGCGGAGAACGGGCUUGUUCAGUGCCAGCAUCAGCGAGGCCGUUGAUCAAAUUGUCCGCGUGGGACUCCGCAACCCCGUCAAGAUCGCCGUCAAAGUCAAAGGCGGGUCUGGCGUUGAAGAUAAGCGUACACCGGCAAGUCUGCAAAUGACCUAUCUUACAACACCGCCAGCCCAUAAAUUCUCUAUCCUCAAGCAUGUCCUUUCAUCCGUCCAGCCCACUCCACAAAAAACAAUAUUUUUCGUGUCAACGUGCUCCAGUGUGGAGUAUCUCGCCAUGAUUUUGCCAAUCAUCUUGGGAGACGAAUUCCUCCUUGUCCCUCUCCAUGGAAAGUAUCCUGCCACCGUCCGCCAAAAGAACUUCACACGCUUCACAACUUCCACCACUCCAUCUAUCUUAUUGACCACCGACGUUGCUUCCCGCGGACUGGACAUCCCAUCUGUUGAUCUGGUUGUGCAAAUCGAUCCGCCGUCGGAUCCCAAGACCUUCAUUCACCGAUGCGGCCGAGCAGGCCGUGCUGGACGCAGAGGUCUGAGUAUUGUUCUUCUCCACCCCGGGCGGGAAGAAGACUAUGUGUCGUUCCUCGAAGUGCGCAAGACUCCCGUUGCACCCUUCAGUCUCCCAGCUCCUCUUUCCGAUGCGGACGCCGCGACCGCAACCCAAAAGGUCCGCUCGAAUAAUCUCAAAGACCGUGCCCACCACGACAAGGCCCAAAAGGCUUUUGUCAGCUGGCUACGCAGCUACAGCAAACACCAAGCGAGCAGUAUCUUCCGCAUAUCAGACCUGGACUGGGAAGCUCUAGGCAAAGCUUGGGGCCUUCUCAGGCUACCCAGAAUGCCCGAGUUGCGCAACUUCGCCGGGGAUAAGAUGCUGGGUGUCAGUGUCGACUGGGACACUUUCGCUUACAAGGAUAAGCAGCGUGAGAAGCGGCGCAAGGAGGAAAUGGAAGAGAAGGCUCAAGGAGGAGACAACCAGCAACAAGAUUCCCGCAAACGACACGCGGGCGAGAGUGCUGCUUGGAGUCUCAACCAAGAAUCUCGGGAAAAGAGGCUCAGGCGGAAGGAGACCUUGAAAUCGCGGAAACAGAAGGAGAGGUGGGAAAAGCUGCCUGAGGAGGAGAAACAAAAGACUCGUGAGACGGAGCGGAUGGUUGAGGAGAUUCGCAUCAAGAAUGAGCAGGAACGGUUGUCCAGAAACCUUGCUGCUAAGGGAGAUGCGGGUGGGGACGAUGAGUUUCAGGGCUUCGAUUAA